UGGGCUCACCACCCAUGGGAGGGGCCAUAGGGGUCGGGUGCGAGGUGAUCUGGGCGGCGGCCAAAGGCGGGGACCUUGGCGGUCCGAUCCUCGGCUGCAGAAGCUAGCUCUAGGGACAUGGAAUGUCACCUCUCUGAUGGGGAAAGAGCCUGAGCUGGUGCGCGAGGUUGUGAAGUUCCGGCUAGAUAUAGUCGGACUCACCUCGACGCACGGCUUGGGCUCUGGAACCAGUCUCCUUGAGGGGGGUUGGACCCUUUUCCACUCUGGAGUUGCCCGCGGGGAGAGGCGCCAAGCGGGCGUGGGCAUACUUAUUGCCCCCAGGCUGGGCGCCUGUACAUUGGGGUUUACCGCAGUGGACGAGAGGGUAGCCUCCCUCCGCCUUCGGGUGGGGGGACGGGUCCUGACUGUUGUUUGCGCUUAUGCGCCAAACAGCAGUUCGGAAUACCCACCCUUUUUGGAGUCCUUGGAAGGGGUGUUGGAGAGCGCUCCUCCUGGGGACUCCCUUGUUCUGCUGGGGGACUUCAAUGCUCACGUGGGCAGCGACAGUGAGACCUGGAGGGGUGUGAUUGGGAGGAACGGCCCCCCCGAUCUGAACCCGAGCGGUGUUUUGUUAUUGGACUUCUGUGCUCGUCACGGACUGUCCAUAAUGAACACCAUGUUCAGGCAUAAGGGUGUCCAUAUGUGCACUUGGCACCAGGACACCCUAGGCCGCAGUUCAAUGAUCGACUUUGUAGUCGUGUCGUCGGACUUGCGGCCGCAUGUUUUGGACACUCGGGUGAAGAGAGGGGCGGAGCUGUCAACCGAUCACUACCUGGUGGUGGGUUGGCUCCGCUGGUGGGGGAGGAAGCCGGCCAGGCCUGGCAGGCCCAAGCGUAUAGUGAGGGUCUGCUGGGAACGUCUGGCGGAAUCCCCUGUCAGGGAGAGUUUCAACUCCUACCUCCAGCAGAACUUCUCCCAUAUCCCGGGGGAGGCGGGGGACAUUGAGUCCGAAUGGGCCAUGUUCCGUGCCUCCAUUGUGGAGGCGGCUGACCGGAGCUGCGGCCGCAAGGUGGUCGGUGCCUGUCGCGGCGGUAAUCCCCGAACCCGCUGGUGGACACCGGUGGUAAGGGAUGCCGUCAAGCUGAAGAAGGAGUCUUAUCGGGCCUUUCUGGCCUGUGGGACUCCAGACGCAGCUGACGGCUACCGGCAGGCCAAGCGGAAUGCGGCUUUGGCGGUCGCUGAGGCAAAAACUCGGGUGUGGGAGGAGUUUGGUGAGGCCAUGGAGAAUGACUUCCGGACGGCUUCGAGGAGAUUCUGGUCCACCAUCCGGCGGCUCCGGGCGGGAAAGCGGUGCAGCAUCGACACUAUUUAUGGUGGGGAUGGUGCGCUGCUGACCUCAGCUCGGGACGUUUUGGGUCGGUGGAGGGAGUACUUCGAAGACCUCCUCAAUCCCACCGACACGCCUUCCAAUAUGGAAGCAGAGUGUGGGGACUUGGGGGUGGACUCGCCUAUCUCGGGGGUGGAGGUCGCUGAGGUGGUCAAAAAGCUCCUCGGUGGCCGGGCCCCGGGGGUGGACGAGAUUCGCCCAGAGUUCCUCAAGGCUCUGGAUGCUGCGGGGCUGUCCUGGUUGACACGCAUCUGCAGCAUCGCGUGGACAUCGGGGGCAGUACCUCUGGACUGGCAGACCGGGGUGGUGGUCCCCCUCUUUAAGAAAGGGGACCGGAGGGUGUGCUCCAACUACAGGGGGAUCACACUCCUCAGCCUCCCUGGUAAGGUCUAUUCGGGGGUCCUGGAAAGGAGGGUCCGCCGGAUUGUCGAACCUCGGAUUCAGGAGGAGCAGUGUGGUUUUCGCCCUGGCCGUGGAACAGUGGACCAGCUCUAUACUCUCAGCAGGGUUCUGGAGGGUUCAUGGGAGUUUGCCCGACCAGUCUACAUGUGUUUUGUGGACUUGGAAAAGGCAUUCGACCGUGUCCCUCGUGGGGUCCUGUGGGGAGUGCUCCGGGAGUAUGGGGUACCGGGCUCCCUUUUAAGGGCGGUUCGGUCCCUGUAUGACCGGUGCCAGAGUUUGGUCCGCAUGGGCGGCAAUAAGUCGGACUCGUUUCCGGUGAGGGUUGGACUCCGUCAGGGCUGCCCUUUGUCACCGAUUCUGUUCAUAGUUUUUAUGGACAGAAUUUCUAGGCGCAGCCAGGGCGUUGAGGGCGUCCGGUUCGGUGACCUCAGGAUUAGGUCUCUGCUUUUUGCGGAUGAUGUGGUUCUGUUGGCCUCAUCGAGCCGUGACCUUCAGCUCUCACUGGAGCAGUUCGCAGCCGAGUGCGAAGCGGCUGGGAUGAGAAUCAGCACCUCCAAAUCCGAGACCAUGGUUCUCAGCCGGAAAAGGGUAGAGUGCUCUCUCCGGGUUGGGGAUGGGGUCCUCCCCCAAGUGGAGGAGUUUAAGUAUCUCGGGAUCUUGUUCACGAGUGGGGGAACGAUGGAGCGGGAGAUCGACAGGCGGAUCGGUGCGGCGUCAGCAGUCAUGCGGGCGCUGCAUCGGUCUGUCAUGGUGAAGAGAGAGCUGAGCCAAAAGGCAAAGCUCUCGAUUUACCAGUCGAUCUACGUUCCUACCCUCACCUAUGGUCAUGAGCUAUGGGUAGUGACCGAAAGAACGAGAUCACGGAUGCAAGCGGCCGAAAUGAGUUUCCUCCGCAGGGUGGCUGGGCUCUCCCUUAGAGAUGGGGUGAGGAGUUCAGUCAUUCGGGAGGGACUCAGAGUAGAGCCGCUGCUCCUCCGCAUCGAGAGGAGCCAGAUGAGGUGGCUCGGACAUCUGAUUAGGAUGCCUCCGGGACGCCUCCCUGGGGAGGUGUUCCGGGCAUGUCCCACUGGGAGGAGACCCCGGGGAAGACCCAGAGAAUAUGCUGGAGAGAUUAUGUCUCCCGGCUGGCCUGGGAACGCCUCGGGAUCCCCCCAGAGGAGCUGGAUGAAGUGGCCGGGGAGAGGGAAGUCUGGGCUUCCCUGCUGAGAAUGCUGCCCCCGCAACCCGACCCCGGAUUAAGUGGAAGAUGAUGGAUGGAUGGAUGGAUGGAUGGAUUUUGUAUGAUACACUA
Brienomyrus brachyistius is the source of this 3059-nucleotide messenger RNA. RefSeq lists its product as uncharacterized. The record is from RefSeq and is a predicted model, not a curated record. Lineage: Eukaryota; Metazoa; Chordata; Actinopteri; Osteoglossiformes; Mormyridae. The coding region runs from base 137 to 2974 and encodes 945 amino acids. The transcript is spliced from 2 exons. Gene Ontology annotation, molecular function: catalytic activity.